Messenger RNA from Dovyalis caffra, 3072 nucleotides. The record is from the annotation of a GenBank genome assembly. NCBI's taxonomy places the organism in Eukaryota, Viridiplantae, Streptophyta, Magnoliopsida, Malpighiales, Salicaceae.
AUGAAGGAUAAAAAAGGGGAGAGGGAAAAGCAGCCGACCACGCCGAAACGGAGUGGCUUAAGGGAGAAAAAGGCGGAGAAAGAAGAGCAGCACACCACGACGAAACGGAGUGGCUUGAGGGAGAAAAAGGCGGAGAAGGAGCAGCAGCCCACCACGCCGAAACGGAGUGGCUUGAGGGAGAAAAAGGCGCAAAAGGAGGAGCAGCCCACCACGCCGAAACGGAGUGGCUUGAGGGAGAGAAAGGCGCAAACGGAGGAGCAGCCCACCACGCCGAAACGGAGUGGCUUGAGGGAGAGAAAGGCGCAAAAGGAGGAGCAGCCCACCACGCCGAAACGGAGUGGCUUGAGGGAGAAAAAGGCGCAAAAGGAAGAGCAGCCGACCUCGCCGAAACGGAGUGGUUUGAAGGAGGAAAGGGCGGAGAAGAAAGAGAAGUUGAAAAUGCCGAAACGGAGUCGUUUGAAGGAGAAAGAAGUAGAGAAAGAAGAACCGUCGACCUCGCCGAAACGGAGUCGUUUGAAGGAGAAAAACGUGGAGAAGGAAGAGGAGGUGUUCGUAGAGGGAGAGGAGGAUGAUACGAACUCGGUUGAUGAAGUAGGAGCUAGAAUGGGGUCCAAUGAUGGAGGUUCUAGAUCUGAAGGGAGGGGGAAGCGGGGAUCGGGUAAAGCAGGUAAGAAGAUGUCGACGAUUGAAAAGGCUGAGGAAGAUGGAACGUCGGCGAGGUUUGUAGGUGAUCGGGUUCCUGAUGCAGAAGCGAGGAAAAAGUGGCCUCAUCGAUACAUAAAUGAGAUAAAGAACAAAGCUUCGGGUUCAAAAACUUCAAACAGUUCGGAUGAUUCUGAAGAGAUAACAAAGGCUAGAUGUCACUACACGAGGGCAGUGGUUGAUGGGGUCAUCUAUGAUUUAUAUGAUGAUGCUCAUGUCAAGGCUUCUGAUGGAGAACCGGACUAUAUAUGUAGGAUAAUUGAGAUGUUUGAGUCUGAGGAUAGGGUCCCCCAUUUUACUGCUCAAUGGUAUUAUCGAUCCACUGACACGAUCAUUAAAGAUAAGUACAUGUUGGAUGCAAAGUGUGUUUUCUUUUCUGAGAUUCGAAAUGACAAUCCCCUGGAAUGUCUUACCCAAAAGCUAAACAUUGUCAGAUUGGCACUCGAUGUGGAUUCUGACGCCAGAAGCAAAAAGACCUUAGACUGUGACUUCUAUUGUGACAUGCUUUAUUUGCUUCCAUACUCAACCUUUGUCAAGCUACCAUCAGAAAACAAUACAACUGGACCUGAGAUUUCAUCAACGAUAUCUAGUGAUGUUGAUCCUUCUGGGGUGAAGUCUGAGUCGGAUGAAGUUUGUCAAACCAGUGGCAGUAGGAAAUCAGAGGUGGCUUUACUGGAUUUGUAUUCUGGUUGUGGAGCAAUGUCAACUGGUCUUUGUCUCGGCUCUAAUUUGUCUCAUUUAAAUCUUGUUACGAAAUGGGCUGUUGAUUUGAAUAAAUUUGCUUGUGAAAGCUUGAGGUUGAAUCAUCCUGAGACACAGGUAAGAAAUGAGACUGCUGAAGACUUUUUAAUGCUAUUGAAAGAGUGGGAAAAACUUUGCAUAAGGUUUUCGCUUGUGAAAAGUGAUGACCCAAAAAAGCAACAAACAUAUUGUUUUGAUAUGGAUGAUGAAGAGGAUAAUGAUGAUGAUGAUGAUGAAGACGACAAUGAUGAGGACGAUUCAGAAGUGUUUGAAGUGGAGAAAGUAUUUGAUAUCUGCUAUGGAGAUCCUAAAGAAACUGGUGGCCAGCGUGAUCUCCACUUUAAGGUUAGUUGGAAGAAUUAUGGACGGGAUUAUGACACUUGGGAACCAAUUAGUGGUUUGGGUAAUUGUCGUGAAGCUAUAAAGAAAUUUGUCGUGCAUGGCUUCAAGUCCAGCAUUCUACCAUUACCUGGUGAUGUUGAAGUAAUUUGUGGCGGACCUCCAUGUCAAGGAAUCAGCGGUUUCAAUCGUUUUAGGAACACUAACAAUCCUUUAGAUGAUCCAAAAAACAAGCAACUCAUUGUUUUUAUGGAUAUAGUUGAUUUCCUCAAGCCCAAGUUUGUGCUGAUGGAGAAUGUGGUUGAUCUUUUGAAGUUUGCUGAUGGAUUUCUAGGACGUUAUGCCAUGGGUUGCCUUAUCAAUAUGAAAUACCAAGCUCGGUUGGGUAUGCUAGCUGCAGGGUCAUAUGGUCUUCCACAAUUUCGUAUGCGAGUUUUUCUAUGGGGUGCUUGCGCUACUGAGAAGUUGCCGCAAUAUCCUCUUCCCACUCAUGAUGUUCUCGUAAGAGGAGUGGUUCCUUUGGAGUUUGAGGGCAACACGGUGGCUUAUGAUGAGGGUGUUCGUCCUCAGUUGGAGAAGAAAUUAUUUUUAGAGGAUGCAAUGUUUGACUUGCCUGCGGUUGCAAACAAUGAAUCUCGGGAUGAAAUGCCAUAUAGUGGAGCUCCGAAAACAGAAUUUCAAAAGAUGAUUAGAUCGAAGAAAAUGGGUUUGGGAUUAAAUAAUGUAUUGUAUGAUCAUCGCCCUCUUGUGCUAAAUGAUGAUGACUAUCAACGAGUUUGUCAAAUACCAAAGCGAAAGGGAGCAAAUUUUAGGGAUUUACCUGGUGUCCGAGUAAGACCAGAUAAUAAGGUGGAAUGGGAUCCUGAACUUCCGAGGCAAUACUUAAGCUCGGGAAAACCUUUGGUUCCUGAUUAUGCCAUGACUUUUGUCAAUGGAAGUUCUUCAAAGCCAUUUGCUCGUCUUUGGUGGGAUGAAACUGUCCCAACGGUGGUGACUCGUGCUGAGCCCCAUAAUCAGGCAAUUCUACAUCCUGAACAAGACAGAGUAUUAACAAUUCGAGAGAAUGCCAGAUUACAAGGAUUUCCUGAUUACUAUCAACUACAUGGGCCUAUUAAAGAAAGGUACAUUCAAGUGGGCAAUGCUGUUGCAGUUCCAGUGGCUAGGGCUCUUGGGUAUGCUUUAGGAAGGGCAUUUCAAGGAUUAGCUGGUGAUAAUCCUGUGUUUAGUUUGCCAAAGAAGUUCCCUAAUAUUAAUGAAGAUCCUUCAUCUUCAUCUGAAGCUCAAUUGUAA